AUUUGUCUAUGCCUAUCCCUAAAAUUUAUGUCUAAAGCUUUGGACUCACCAAUCUUGUGUAAACUAACACACAAUGCAAUAUAGUACUCCUUAUCUCUUGUACUGAACUGCCCCAUAUUUAAAGAUCCAAAAUUGUUUAUUAUAUGUCCCAUAAUUUUUUCUUUUGGGCCUCAUUCAAUUUUUGCCAUGUCCAAAUUGCUUGGAGAGUUUCUCCAAGAGCAACAAGAACCAUUUGCCUUGGAGAUCUACCUUCUUGAAAGUGGCUAUCUCAAAAGUACUAGUCUUAAUUCAGAAUCCAAUUUCAGUCGUGGCUCGACCAGUUCUUCCAAAAUUAUUAACAGAUCAGCUAGCAAUGGCCUAAAGAGGAGAAAAUAUGGUAUCCCGAGUUGUUCAAAGCUCGUGAAAGGUGUAUUCACCCGGCUCGUGCCCAGUGACAAGAAAUAUAGAAGUGGAGAUCAAAAAAAGAUUGCUGCAGAAAUUAGCAGUUGUGAAGAAGAUGACAAAUUUUCCACAGCAAGCAGCACAGCUGCAGUCAAUUCUUGCUCAGAAAGUGAUGCAAAUGAUGUAUAUUUUUCAAAAGCAGAUGCUGGACAAAAGGGCAAUCAUCUUUCUAUAAAAGAGGUAGCAGCAGACACAAAAUUGAAAUGGAGAGCUGUGGAAGAAAAUAAGCAACACAGCCCUGUAUCAGUGCUAGAAGAAACAGAAACUGAAUCCGAUGAUGGUUCACCACUUCAUUAUAAACAAUACAAUAAUGGGGAAUCCUCAACCUCAUUUUCUCCAUGUAAAGUCAUGAAACCAACAGAUUAUAGUGUCCAAGAACAUCAAAAGCUUAUUGGGUCGAAUUCUUCGUAUCAAUACAUGAAGAACAAAAGGGCCUUUCAAGAAACAAAGCAACUUCUGUUUGACUGUGUGAGGGAGGUGGUAGAAAACCACAGAAAAAAUGAUAAAAGAGGAGAAAAUCUUAAGAAAAUAUUGGGACCUGAGGAACUUUGGAAGAUUGUUUGUGAAAAUGUAUGGUUAUGGAGCCAAGAUUCAAUUAAUGAAGCUAAUAUAAUUGAUUUGCUGCAUUAUGAUUUCUUGGCAUCUACCCAAGAAUGGGGUGAUUAUGAGCAGCAGAAAAAAGAUAUUUCUAUGGAGGUUGGAGAUGCAAUUUUGGACCAGGUUCUGAAUGAGACUAUGGUAAAUUUUGUAACAUGAAAGUAUAUUUCUUAUAGUUGUAAUUAAUUAAUAUUCAACUAUUUAUAUAGUUGUAUCAUUA
Messenger RNA from Olea europaea var. sylvestris, 1258 nucleotides. RefSeq lists its product as uncharacterized. The record is from RefSeq and is a predicted model, not a curated record. NCBI's taxonomy places the organism in Eukaryota, Viridiplantae, Streptophyta, Magnoliopsida, Lamiales, Oleaceae. Bases 187 to 1197 code for a protein of 336 amino acids. The transcript is spliced from 3 exons.